Mesorhabditis spiculigera is the source of this 1467-nucleotide messenger RNA. NCBI's taxonomy places the organism in Eukaryota, Metazoa, Nematoda, Chromadorea, Rhabditida, Rhabditidae. The record is from the annotation of a GenBank genome assembly.
AUGGACUGCGACAAGCCUUGCGAAUAUCAAUUCGGCGCUACAUACGAGGACUGUGUCAUCCUGGAUGUCUCCGAUCCAGGAGGAUCCGUUCCCUACUUCACAGCCCGACGAGCACUGUCCGGUCCGUACGCCACAUUCAUGGAUGAAAUGGAGAACCUGCUGCUUGGUGCCGUGAAAAGCAAACCAUCUCCAAAGCUCCGCGAAUUGUCCCUGAAGACGGCACCAUCGGAGAUCGUCAACCUUGCCGAGGGCCAAUACAAGCUCAUCACCACCAAUAUUGAAGGAGGGCACAAGGCGCAUUUGGAGAAGAUGACGUCCGGAAGCCAGGGAGAGUUCGCACCACAGCAAAACCGCUACGACCUUGCUGCGCGCGGCUUCGCGCUGAGAAUCGAUCUCGAGAAGCAUAACGCCUGGAAAUCGAAGCAGCCUCCGAGGACACAGGAAAAGGAACUUCUACAUAUUACCGGCAACCCACUGCCAUCGGCCUAUGGAACGGCGUACAGGAUUAUCGAAGAGUUGAGCAGCCCCUACUAUCUGUCGGAGGACAACAAAGAGCCGAAAUACAACCCGUCUGGGGAUCGCAUUCAAAUCUUGUGCGAGCGAUUGGGUGGAAUGGUGGGAGGAGAGAAUCACGUGGCGAGGCCGAAAGGGCGGACGAUUGUCGUCGGAGACCUUCAUGGAAAUUUCAACGACCUUUGGCGUAUCAUCCAUGCUUGGCUGUCGGAUGUGGUUGACGGAGGGCCCGGCCAAAACAUCAUGUUCCUCGGAGACAUCGUCGAUCGCGGCCCCCGUCAACUUGAAUGCUUGCUGCUGAUUAUGGCGUACAAGAUGCACUACCCCCAACAGGUGUUCAUCGUCCGUGGCAACCAUGAAGAGGACCAAGUUUGCUACGAUUUUCAACAACAUAUGGUUGCACGCGGUUUCUUCGAAAAGCUUCCGGUUAUUGGGCUAAUUGACGGCCGGAUUCUCUGCAUGCACGGCAUGCUCACGCCCGAGCUGACGCGAGACGUUCUGAAAAAGGGCUGGAAAACGGAGGAGACGUUAUACGAUGGGAUGGCCAGGCUAUUGCGCUGGAACGAUCCGUCAGAAGAUGUUGAACAUGUCGAGCUCAAUGCGACGCGAAACUUCGGCCAGCGAUUGGGCCCUCACGUUAUCGAAGGCGCGAUUAAACGUCUUCACGUCGACUUCGUCAUCCGUGGUCACCAGGCGAUGACGAACGGCGUGCGCCGAUUUGCCAACCUCCCGUUGGCCACCGUCUUCUCGUCUUCGUACUACCUAAACGAGGAGAAUUUCGGCGCCGUUCUCUUCGUCAAUCCUGUGAAAAACGAGAUCGUGCCGAUCUUCAUCGUGAGCCACAAGGACAGCGUCGCGACGCAAGAGGAAUUCGACGAAAAACUGCGUGAGGGCUGGAAAGUCGAUGAUUAUGCGGUCAUCCCCGACGACAUCACGAUGAAGGGAGAGAAGAAG